AUGGAUUCUACAGAUGGUAAAAACAUAGGAUUUGUUAAAAGACAGGAAUUGAUUAGUGAAAGUAAGGAAAUAGAAAUGAUUGGUCAUCUUCACGGUGACAUUUUUAACCAAGAUAAAUUUUUAAUUAAUGGUGUUGAAAUGAGUGUUAAAUUGGUUCGAUCAAGAGAGAGUUUUAAUUUAAUUGUUGGGUCGAACGAUGUAAAGUUUAAAGUUUGCAUUACGGACGCAACUCUUAUUGUGCGACGAGCACGAAUUAAUCCAAGUGUAUUACUCGCACAUCAAAAAGUUUUAACUUCUACCACUGCUAAAUAUCCUAUUACUCGAGCUGAAGUAAAAGUUUUAACAAUUCCUUCAGGUGUUCAAGGAAAAACUCUUGAUAAUAUAUUUUUAGGACAGGUACCGAAAAGAUGUAUAAUUGGAUUUGUGAACAAUUCUGCAUUUAAUGGUUCCCUUACUAAAAAUCCAUUUAACUUUGAAAACUAUGGUAUUAAUUCUUUCAGCUUAUAUAUUGAUGGUCAACAAAUACCUUCAAAAGCUUUGCAACCAUCUUUUAAUAAUAGCAUAUUUACAUCAGCAUAUCAUACUCUAUUCUCGGGAACUGGUAUUCACUUUCUUAAUGAAGGAAAUGGAAUCUCUUGUGAACAGUAUGGCAAAGGUUACUGUCUAUUAGCAUUUGACUUAACUCCUGAUUUAUCAGCUAACUCAUCAACUCAUUGGAAUCUCAUAAAGCAUGGUAGUGUAAGAAUAGAAAUACGAUUUGAAUCCUCAUUAAUACAAACAAUUAACUGUAUAGUUUAUGCUGAGUUUGAUAAUAUUAUUGAGAUAGAUAAAAACAGAAAUGUUACUGUAGACUAUAGUAGUUAA
Messenger RNA from Parnassius mnemosyne (clouded apollo), 864 nucleotides. NCBI's taxonomy places the organism in Eukaryota, Metazoa, Arthropoda, Insecta, Lepidoptera, Papilionidae. The record is from the annotation of a GenBank genome assembly.